Talaromyces rugulosus is the source of this 1485-nucleotide messenger RNA. RefSeq lists its product as uncharacterized. NCBI's taxonomy places the organism in Eukaryota, Fungi, Ascomycota, Eurotiomycetes, Eurotiales, Trichocomaceae. Gene Ontology annotation, biological process: DNA-templated transcription. The record is from RefSeq and is a predicted model, not a curated record. Gene Ontology annotation, molecular function: zinc ion binding; DNA binding. Gene Ontology annotation, cellular component: nucleus. The transcript has a single exon. The coding region runs from base 1 to 1485 and encodes 494 amino acids.
AUGUCCCUUCCUGCUACUACUCCACCGGAAUCAGUGUUGCUUGAGGGCAGCAGUAAAGAGAGGGCCGCGGGUGAUCCGUCUCAUGAAAUAGCGACAGAACUAAUACGCAAUUUCUUCAAGUAUCUCUAUCCAGUGCCUUCUUAUGCGUUUUUGCAUCCUUCUACGACCUUGGCUAAAUACCAGAAGGGCACAUUAGAGCGACCGCUGGUUCUAGCCAUUUGUGCCUUGACCUCUUUCCACGUCGCUGGCCCCAGUUAUUUGGCUGUCGGUCGGGAGAAGAGUGAUGAAUGGGUUUCGAACGCGGAAGAGACCAUCUGGAGACGCGUGGAGCACCCAUCAAUGCCUCGUUUGCAGGCUCUGUUACUGAUUAUCGGCUAUCGAAUGGCGACGGGGGGAUAUGAAAAGGCAUUCAUGUUGACUGCAAUAGCAGCCCGCGCGGCAUCUGCCAUGGGUCUAAAUCAUGAGCACAUGGACUUGGACCCGAUUUCGGGAGAGACCAGGCGCCGCACCAUAUGGUGCUUCAAAUUACUAGAGUCAUAUUUCUCCAUCGGACUGACAGAAUUUGAACUUUGUUCAUUCGAGUGCAUCUACCUACACCCGCCCUCAAACGAAGACUCUUUUGGUUUGCUAUGUCCACCCGGCACGGAAGAUUUUGCCAUCCAUAUAUUAAGAGAUCAGAACGAACAGGGGUCGUUGAAUGUGUGCAUCUGUUUGGCAUCCAUUCGCAGGGAUAUUAUGAAACUGACCCGGGAGCUUGCUGUUUGCACCGAGCCUUAUUUGCACCUCAAAGCUGUGACUGGGGGUCUCGAGAAAGCUCUCUUGGAACUUAAAAAAGAGAUGCCAAACCAAGCAGCGAUCCCAGAGGCAGAUCUGAAGAAUUUAAUUCAGAGCCCUUGGCUACCACGUCACAUUAUGAUGGUUACCUUAUGGCAUGGGUGUUAUUUUGACCUAUAUCGUAUUUUCCUCCCUGGGUACCCUGAAGCUCCGCCUGACGUGGUGGUGAGCACCAUUGACGCGAACUUUGUUCAGACAGCGAAAAGGGCAUGUAUUGAACAUGCGGUGGCAGCUGUCACCUUGUUUUGCGACUUAGACCAGACCUGCACCGAGCCACGGCUACUUGAACUGGCUACCGGGGUGUGCGUUUACCAUGCCAUUCGAUUGAUCCUGUUUACAGCGCAUUCCUCGACUGAACCAGAUAUUAUUGAUAUCGAGUUUGCUGUGCGUCGAGCGGAGGUAUGCCUGGCAGCUAUCAAGCGGUUUUUCCAUGGGCUAGCCUUGGCACAGCCGAUCCUCAACGACAUUGCGCGAUUGAUCGAAGCAUGCUCAUCAAGUGAUUCCCCCACAGAUAGCCUUUCCGUAUUCCACCAAGUUAAUCAUGGCCGGAAGUCUGACGCACGGGUUUUGUCCGCAGCGCAGCCUCGCCAACGCUUGGCUGUCCACAGUGUCUUACAACAGGCAAGGUUCCACACGGAGGAGCCCCUCUGA